CAACAACAGGUUUUUCCAUACAUCACGCCGCCCGUUUUCCACACACUCUACUCCCAGACCAGAGUCUAUAGAGAUUUUCCUCCAGACACCACCACCAUUCAUCUCUUCCUAACCUUUUAAUCAUUUGAAUCAAAUUCGAAAAUGCAAUAUUGAGUGGAUUUGAAUUCCAAGCAAGCAACUACCAGUAGCCAAGUAGUGCUACGAACAGCAUUCCCAUCAUUUGAGUGAGAUCGUUUGAAUGAAGCGGACGGUAUCACAGACAGUCUGUCUUUUUUGUCGAAUUAAAAAUAUUAAUCGUAUUUUAAGUUGCUUGCUACAAAAUUUGCACACAUCAAAAAGUACUGUUGAGAGUUGUCCACUGUCCAGUCGAACAAAUAAUUUACCUACUUUAUUUUUUUUGUAUUUUUAAUUAGUCACUAUAGUAACCCAGUAAAUUAAUUUACUGACAAACGAAAUAAAAAAUACAAAUAAAAAGAAAUCGAAUUCGAAUUCAAUUUCUACUCUUGUUAAAACCCGGUUUUUAUGAGCUGAAUUUUCCAUCGCGGAAAUAUAGUUAAAACGUGUUCCGCCUUCGUCGCGCCAUUGGAUUUGGUUGGAUCCAGCGAACAUCGUCGUCGUCUCGACCGUCGAAGUUGAGCUCGAGUGCUGUUUCAUGUUGUUGUUCUAAUAUUUGUUGAAUUUAAAUUAAACAAACGGAAAACCUGUUUUGUGUUUACUUUUAUACAAAAUAAUUAAAUUUAAAAAGAAGAAAACACAUUUUCAAUUUAAUUAACGUUUUAUAGAAAUUAUUCAUGCUAUUUCAAGCUUGGUAUUUAAACCAAUAAUUCAAAUUUAAUUACCUAAAGGAGUUUAACCUGGAUUUCCCAUAUUGUUCAAUCUAAUUAAGGAAAUAGAAACACAAAGACGUAUUCGCUGAUAGAAAUUAAUUGGAAAUUAUACAUCGUUCUUUGAAAAAAUGGCUAACCACUGUUCUCCUAGCUUUAACUUAAAAGCUCUUUCAAUUCCCUACGAUAUCGAAUAAACACCUGUAAUGGCUACCUGCUAUACUAUCAUGCAACUUUAAUCCUUCAAUAAAAACUUUUUAUACCUACUUUUUCCAUAAAAAAAACUAUUAUAAGUUCAACUUUAUAAAAAAAAUGCCACACUUAACAAAAUCUCUUUUCUACGUCAUUGUAAUAUUUCAAAUUUUGCUAAAUAUCACAUGUAUAAAUUCAGCUGUCAUAAGAAGAGAACAACGAUCAAUAACAACAAAUGGAACAUCAUUCGGAAUUUCCGAUAAAGAAUUAGAUCCAGCAACAGCGAUAGGAUUGGAAAAUGAUGGAAAUUUGUUACUUGACACAUUAUCAGUCACAGUCAAAAAUGAUGAUGGUACAACGACGGAAAAUUCGGUGCAAGAUGCUUUAGUAACUACAACAAUAGUUGGUGAAGAUAAAAACAAAGAAGAUACAACAUUGACAGGAUUAAGACUUGAUGAAAACACAGUUGGUUUGUCCACUGAUACUCAGCAAGAAUCUUCAAAAGCUCCUAUUGAAGAUGGUUUCAAAAAUAAGUCUGAAAAAAGUAAAAAUGAAGAUUCUACAACAACUGAAAUAGAAGAUAAAUCCACAUCUAUUAAAAUUUCAGAAACCACAACUAAUAAAAUUCCAGAAACAACAACGAUAUUAGCUAAUAUUGAAAAUGACACAACUACCUCUAAAAAUGAUGAUUCAAUAACUAUCGAAAUUGAAACUUCAACUAAUUUAAAAGCUAAAUCAAUUGAUAAAGCUAAUAACGAAGAAAAAUUGGAUUCAACUGUCAAAAAUUUAGAAGACGAUACAACAGUAUUAUCAACAUUGCUAGAAAAAACAACAGACAGUGAUCCAAUUAAUACAACAGUGGUUCCAAAUUUAACUACUUCAACCGAAAAAGCAACUACAAUCUCAGUUGAAACUGAUUCAACAAUCAAAACUACAGAAUCAGUAACAAAUUUUAAACUUGAAGAAGUUGAUAAAGUAACCGAACCGUUACAAGUACAAAAUGAACUCGUUGAUACAUCAACUGAAUUAUCUGUCAAUGAUAUUCCCAAAACAUUUGCUACAAAGAAAAACACCGAAAAUUUAAUUGAAGAUGUAACAUCCACUGAGUCAAUUUUAUUAAUCAAAGAUCAAUCCACAAUCAAACUGCCAGUUGAUACCACUCAACUUCCAACAUCAACUGAAAUUUCUGAUCAACAUGACAUUAAGACAAUAAUUCCAGACUUUAAAAGGUCAACAACAAACGAAACAAAAACCUCUAAUUCCACUUCGACUGAAAAACGUGGUAAAUACAUUGCUCACAAUUAUAGUUCCUUAAAUGAAUUUAAUUUGCCAAAUACCAGUGACGUUUGGGCACUUGCAGGCUUGAGAACUGUUGGAAAGGCUAAAUCUUCUGAGCUUCAAAAUAGUGUUGAGACUUCUGAAGAAAAACCAGCCAAUACUUCGAUGGGAACUAAAAGUCUACAUGAUUGGACUCGUGUUAUGGAGACUACACAUGAAAUGGAAUCGAAAUUAAUUCCAAAAAUAGUGGAAACUGCUGAAGAAAGUACUACUGAAGUAGUCUCACUUACUUCAGCCACUACUAAUGCUGCAGAAUCUAAAACAACUGUCAAAUUAAUAGAAGUAGCUACUGAAAUAACCACUGAAAAGCCCGACAUUGAGCUUGAAACAACCGAAUCGAGAAUGAGUUUAGAAAAUGAAGUUGAACUUCCGACAACGAAAAUUGAAGCAGAACCCACAACUAUCAAAUCUAUCAGUUCAACUACCAAAAUUGAAGAAGAACCCACAACUGUCAAAUCUAUCAGUUCAACAACCAAAAUUGAAGAAGAAACCGUUCCCAACCCAACAGAAUCUCAACAAACAACAAAUAAUGAUUUAGAGACUUCAACUGUUAAUUAUGAGAACGCUGACAAAACUACAAUAGAUGACAAUCCGCCAAAAGAUACCGAUUCCACUAUCCCACCAACAACAACAACAACUGUCAGUUCUUUAAAACCUUUAACUAUUCACGAGAAAAUUAUCGAAGAAAACAAAGUCGAUGGUGAUAGUUUUGAAAAAGAAACAAUCUCACUACAACCAACUACGACCACAACAAACCUAACCUCUAUACCUGAAUUAAUGACAGUGAAAAGUGAAACAACCGUGGAUUCACAUGUCAAUAAUGGCGAAAUCACUCAAGAAGUAGCAAAUGCCGGCACGACUUCUUUGCCAACCACAUCGUUAUCAGAUUUCACUACAUCGAUACCAUUUUUGACAUCUACAGUAGCUAUAACAAAGGAAACAAUGGUGAUUAUGACAGAUGUGACGACGACAACCGCUCCACCUGUCACAUUUAAUAUGGAUUAUGAAGAAAAUGCUACAAAAAUGCCGUCACAAACAACUUCUCCAGCUCCAGUGACGAUAGAAUUAUCAUCAUCUACAAUACUACCACAAACAACACCUACAACAACAACUACAACAACGACAACAAUACCAGCUGUUACUGUUAUGGCAGCAACAACUGAAACACAAACAACGACGACUGAAGCACCACCAUCACAUACUCCCUCAAUAAUCAACAACAACAACGACAACAACGAAACGAUGAUGAUACAAAAAACCAACAAUAACUAUAACGAAUACGAGGUAGUGAAUAAAUCGACUGAAAAUUACGCUGAAAACAGUUCUACCGAAGCUUUUGAAGCUACCACACGUGUCGGGUCGCAGCCGUUGUCAACAAAUAACGCCGCCGAAGAAGAUAUAAUAUCUACGACGGAAGUAGAUAAAUUAGAUGACACUUUAGAAAUCACAACUGUAAUUGUAACAGAUUUUGAAGAUAAUAACGCUUACGAUAUUGAAACUACUACUGUCAAUAGUACAGUUAGUACAGUGGCGCCCAACAAAACUUAUUCAAUCGAAACGGUUACGGUUAGUAACGCAGCUAGUAACGCAGCAGCUGUCAAAACGUCAACCACUGAAAAUUUGGAUCAUAUUGAUCCGAUUCAUAAGAAUUCGGAUAACGCCGAAACGUCAAUCGAGAGUAAUGUCAUCGAUCCAUUGCAAGUGGGCGGCGAAACAUCUACGACGGCAACAACUACAACAACAACAACGGAGGAAAGCAAUAAUCAAGAGAAUAUGAAAAUGCAUUCUUCAACUGAAAGGGGGAAUGAUGGGGAUGGGGUGGAUUCUAUCUUUUCGAUAACAACAAAAUUAUUAACAACAACGACAACAACCUCCACCACCACUCCGAAUUAUGAUGAAUCAGCAACAACAUUGGAAUCGAUAUCGACAAAGAAAGAAGAUGUAUAUUCAAUUGUUCCAACAAUUGACAAUGGCAGUGGUGGUGGAUUCCAUGUUCCAAAAUUGGUGCUCGAUGAUACAACCACCUUAAUGCCACCUGGAGAAAUUGGUAUUGGUAAUGGCUUACAACCAAUGGACUCACCAGAAGCUCAGGAAACUGAUGUCAAUGUUAUAAUUGCCAUAUCAGUUAGUACAGUGGGUAUUAUUGCCCUCAUAUUGUUGGUGGCAUUUUUGUAUGUGAUGCGGAAGAGACAAAAGCAAAUGUCAUAUGGACAAAGAUGUCGACCGGUCAGCUUGGAUGCGUAUAGUCUAGAUAAUGUUUCAGUGUAUAAUAGUGUGCGGAGGAAGGGGGCAACAUUGAGGGCGUCCAAGCGUUCCUAUGGGAAUGUUGCUUUUGAUGAUCCUUCGCUGCGACACAAUGUUUUAGGCACGCAUGAGUUGGCUAGGUAUGUGGAGAAGAAAUCGAGCAUAUGGGAGGAGUUCAAAGAGGUGCCACAAAUAAUUGCUAGGGCUGAUGAAGUGCCAGCAGGAUGUGAAGAUAAAAACAGGUACGCCAAUGUUAUACCUUUGCCAGAGACACGGGUAAUACUUCAGCAACAGAACGGCGAUGAGAAGAGCGAAUAUAUUAACGCCAACUAUGUCAGGGGUCCAAAAGAUACAACCAAUUAUUACAUUGCAUGUCAGGCACCCCUUGAAACUACUGUCACUGAUUUUUGGCGAAUGAUAUGGGAACAAAAUUCUCGUGUCAUUAUCAUGGCAACUGAUCUCAUCGAGAAUGGCAUUGAUAAAUGUGCCGAAUAUCUGCCACCAUCGGUGACACUUGACAAUCAUACAGUUUUCGGUGAUUAUCAAGUUACUUUGAAACAUCGAGAAGUCAAGGAGAAAUAUGCUAUUUCAACAUUGAUGCUAAAGAAUACUGUGAAUGAUGAGAGUCGAGAAAUUACACAUUAUUGGUAUCAGUGGCCUGAAGCCGGAGUACCCACCGAUGAGGCAGCUAUAAUUGCUAUGCUUCUUGAGGCAAGAAGUUCACUCAAAGCUUAUACAAUUGAGCAGAGUGAGAGUAAAAUUGAAAAUUCUACAGGGGAAGAUAAUAAUUCAUCGGGGAAGAAUGAAAUUAAUGGAAAUGUUACUUCGGAGAAACCUAAAGUAUCUAUCAAGGAUCAAGGCCCCCUCACUAUUCACUGCUCUCCAGGUACGGGCCGAACUGGAACAAUUCUAGCUUGCGACAUUGCCAUGCGUUGUCUGGAAGAACCAAAACGCACCGUUGAUAUACCACAAAUUGUCUAUAGCGUACGAAGAGGUCGAGCUAGUGCUGUCCAAACUAAGGAACAAUACGAAUUUAUUUACAAAGUUACCCAUAUGUAUGCAACGAAAAUUUCAAACAUAAAUAAUGAUAAUUAAGAAGAAAAAAAAAUUAAAUUUAAGGCUCUCGAAGUUUAUCUUCUGUAUUUUGUAUUUUUAUUAUUUUUGUUUAAGCUUUAUUCACAAAAAAAAGAAAAAAAGAAAACAGUGCUUAGGUUAUAAAAUUUCCAAAAGAGCUAUAAUGGUAUUCCUCUCUAUUGUGAUAUAAAUAUAUUUUUUUUAAAUUUAAAUUUUAUGUUAAUUAAUAUUUUUUUUUUUGUUUGCUUCGCCGUUUGUGUUAAUAUAAAUAAAAAAAAAAACGUAGCCCACAUUAAAUUUAAUAAAUUCUUGGGUUUAUUAUACGAAUUAUGCUUUAUAUUUACAUAGAACAUCAUAAAAAAAACAUAUUGAAUGAAAACUUGCACAUAAAAUCCUUUAUGUAUAAUGUGUUAAUUAAAAUGGUAUU
Molecule: messenger RNA, 6099 nt
Organism: Episyrphus balteatus (marmalade hoverfly)
Lineage: Eukaryota; Metazoa; Arthropoda; Insecta; Diptera; Syrphidae
Product: mucin-2
Exons: 6
Coding region: 1137-5693 (1518 amino acids)
Biological process (GO): protein dephosphorylation
Molecular function (GO): protein tyrosine phosphatase activity
Source: RefSeq, a predicted model, not a curated record